This is a messenger RNA of Acanthoscelides obtectus, 310 nucleotides long. NCBI's taxonomy places the organism in Eukaryota, Metazoa, Arthropoda, Insecta, Coleoptera, Chrysomelidae. The record is from the annotation of a GenBank genome assembly.
CGUAGAUUUCUUGAUUCAUAAUAAAACGAACAUAUGCCAAUAAUAAUGCUGCAUUAUCAGGUAAAGUUGACUCGUCCAGUUGUAUAGAGAAAUGGGUCUCCUGUUGCUUAAGGGAAUUCUUUUAGUGAUAUCAGAUGCAGGUUUGUGUAAAACAGUUUUUAAAACGUCUUCAACGGCUGGCAAAAUUAACUUAUCUCCGAUAGUAUGCGGUUUUCCGGAUUUUGCUAUAAGUAACGAGAUAUAUUGUAAGACGCCCGCAAACCAUCAUCAUUUCUUUGUGACGUCGAAGCGAACAUUCUGUCCAGUGUAG